GCUUUUAGCCUCGGGUAAAGGCCAAUUAUUCUGAUGCCGGCAAGCGCAUCAUUGAGGGGGGGUAAACAAUGCUUACUGUUAUUACACUCAUAACCUUUCCCAGGUACCUAAGGGUCGACGCACCUUGCUGUUGGAUACCAACUUAUUGCUCAAUAUGCGUUGCUAAACACUCUUAAUUCCCUUCUUGCAGCCUCCUUUCUCUGGAAUGCCAUCUUUUGAUGGUGCAGAGUAUUGGGUGGAGGCGAGAGCAGAGCAGAAUGCUUAUGUUGCAUGUGCCUGCACUGAUCGUAUACGAAUACUUUCUCCAGCUUCGAAGCGGAGGUUGAUUUCUUCUGGGUACAGAAAUCUUCGGUCUCAAACUGGUCCGGCGUUCUGCCCUUACUCACUCGUUCGUAUUCUACAGCAACGACGAUGGUCUCUGGUGAAGAUAUUAUUUUUAUGGAGCCGAUAUUACGGCGUUGCCUUUAAUGUGUCAAAUGCUGUUAUUUAUCUCUAUUUGUAUCCUUCUUUGAAUGUCAGUUCUACAUUCUUCUAUUGGCAGAAUACCGGUGCUAGCUUACAAGUCAUUACUUCCCAUGAGCUACGGCUGUAUGCAAUGUACGGAAAUUCUUGCAAGAUACUCGGAUUAUUUGUCGUAAUGACCGUGCUAGAAUGCUUAACAAUGGGUCUCAUAUUCGGCCUGCCAGGAUCCGGAACAAUAGGCACAAAUGAGCCAAUCCCCGGUUUGUUCAUGUGCGCUGACGCGGAUCCUCCGGACCACCACUGGAUCGUGUAUUACUGGGUCGCUGUCUUAAUAAUCGAGAGCAUCUUACUCUCUCUUGCACUCCGACAAGCAUGGCUACAUCGGCCAUCUGCGUCAGGCAGUGACUUGAUGCGGAAAUUAACACGCGAUUCCGUUAUUUAUUUCCUUGUGCUUUUCGGGAUAUACUUGACGAAUCUCAUAUUCUGGAUUAGGAAUCGCAUUACUCUCAAUGAAUUUGGGACAGCCUUUGCCUUCGUCAUCUCCUCUCUCUUUGCCAACAGACUACUUUCGGAGGUAACCACUGAGAUACGAUUUAGAAGGGAGACGGUGACUGGGGAUGUCGAUGAUUAUGAUACCAUGGAACUACGGAAUAUCACGAGGGACUUUAACGAGGUUGUGGGCGUAUGAUUGUAUAACCCGCCAGUGCGGUUUCUCCGGCCCAGGGUAUCCUUUUCUGAAACAUCUUUUUCACACGUUGAAAAUUCAUAUGUUACUGUUCGUCGCUUCCGAAGUCCUGCCUUCACGAAGCUAGAUACCUCGUCUUUUUUUUACCCAUGCCUGCGACAGUGGCGAGGUUAUUAGCUCUAAUUCAACGGAAGGAUCUAUCACACGUCGUUGGGUUGUCGCUAGCCUAAUGAUGCUGCAGAUAAAUCAAUCACUGCCCAU
Molecule: messenger RNA, 1408 nt
Organism: Desarmillaria tabescens
Lineage: Eukaryota; Fungi; Basidiomycota; Agaricomycetes; Agaricales; Physalacriaceae
Exons: 15
Coding region: 206-1150 (314 amino acids)
Source: RefSeq, a predicted model, not a curated record